AGGCUGCGGCCAAGAAAAAGAAAAGUGUCGGAGCGGGUUCGGCAUAGAGUGUGGCGAAGGGUACUUUUCAUGGUGCAUGGAAGGAAAGCCAAUGCGCAGGUGUACCAACAUUCGACCAGGAGAGACUGGAAUGGAUGUAACAAGCCGCUGCACCCUUGGAGACCCCAACAAACUGCCAGAAGGGGUUCCCCAACCUGCCCGCAUGCCCUAUAUCUCAGACAAGCACCCUCGACAAACCUUGGAAGUGAUUAACCUCCUGAGAAAGCACCGGGAGCUGUGCGAUGUGGUGCUGGUUGUGGGCGCUAAGAAGAUAUAUGCCCAUCGAGUCAUUCUGUCGGCCUGUAGCCCCUACUUCCGAGCUAUGUUUACAGGAGAGUUGGCAGAGAGCCGGCAGACAGAAGUAGUGAUCCGAGACAUAGAUGAGAGGGCUAUGGAGCUGCUCAUUGACUUUGCGUAUACCUCCCAGAUAACCGUGGAAGAGGGCAACGUUCAGACCCUUCUGCCAGCUGCUUGCCUCCUCCAGCUGGCAGAAAUACAGGAAGCCUGCUGUGAAUUCUUAAAGAGGCAAUUAGAUCCGUCUAACUGCCUUGGUAUUCGGGCUUUUGCUGACACACAUUCAUGUCGUGAGUUGCUAAGGAUAGCAGACAAGUUCACUCAACAUAAUUUUCAAGAGGUGAUGGAAAGUGAAGAGUUCAUGUUGCUUCCAGCCAAUCAGCUCAUUGAUAUAAUAUCUAGUGAUGAGCUAAAUGUUCGCAGUGAAGAGCAGGUGUUCAAUGCAGUGAUGGCCUGGGUCAAAUACAGCAUCCAAGAAAGACGUCCUCAGUUACCCCAGGUGCUACAGCACGUUCGUCUGCCUCUGCUUAGUCCCAAGUUCUUGGUGGGCACCGUGGGCUCUGACCCCCUCAUCAAGAGUGAUGAAGAAUGCAGAGACUUGGUAGAUGAGGCUAAAAACUAUCUCCUAUUGCCCCAAGAACGACCUCUAAUGCAAGGACCAAGGACAAGACCACGGAAGCCUAUCCGCUGUGGAGAAGUCCUUUUUGCAGUUGGUGGUUGGUGCAGUGGAGAUGCCAUUUCCAGUGUAGAACGAUAUGACCCACAGACCAACGAAUGGCGAAUGGUAGCUUCAAUGAGCAAAAGGCGAUGUGGAGUUGGGGUCAGUGUGCUUGAUGACCUGUUAUAUGCAGUAGGAGGCCAUGAUGGAUCCUCUUAUCUCAAUAGUGUUGAGAGGUAUGACCCUAAGACAAACCAGUGGAGCAGCGACGUGGCCCCCACGAGCACCUGCAGGACCAGUGUCGGUGUGGCGGUGCUUGGGGGCUUUCUCUACGCUGUUGGUGGCCAGGAUGGCGUGUCUUGCCUCAACAUUGUUGAGAGGUAUGAUCCAAAGGAGAACAAGUGGACCCGAGUGGCGUCUAUGAGCACCCGAAGGCUAGGCGUGGCCGUCGCCGUGUUAGGCGGCUUCUUAUAUGCUGUGGGCGGCUCUGACGGGACAUCGCCACUCAACACAGUGGAGCGCUACAGCCCUCAGGAAAACAGGUGGCACGCCAUCGCGCCCAUGGGCACCCGGAGGAAACACCUGGGCUGCGCCGUGUACCAGGACAUGAUCUAUGCCGUGGGCGGCAGGGACGACACUACAGAGCUCAGCAGUGCGGAGAGAUACAACCCCAGAACCAACCAGUGGUCCCCGGUGGUGGCGAUGACGUCCCGCCGCAGUGGAGUUGGCCUGGCAGUGGUGAAUGGACAGCUUAUGGCUGUAGGAGGUUUUGAUGGCACAACAUACUUGAAGACCAUUGAAGUUUUUGAUCCUGAUGCCAAUACAUGGAGGUUAUAUGGUGGGAUGAAUUACCGGCGGCUGGGGGGUGGGGUAGGAGUUAUUAAAAUGACACAUUGUGAAUCCCAUAUAUGGUGACCAUCUAGAAGACAUCUGUGUGUAUGCCCCUCUGUAUUCUGGAGUGCUUCAACUCUGGAGCUUUCUACAGUUCAAGAAAACCCUAGAACAAAUGUUAUUCUUUGCCGGUGCCUCAACAUCUGGAAAUACAAACACAACGAAAGUACUUUACCUGUAGGAUGCCAUCUUUGCACAAUAAUUUCCAGUUCUGUGCAGAAGAAUAUUUAUUUUUGGUUUUAAUUUAUCAUGUUAUUUUUUUAGCUUUCCUCCCAGCCAAAAUUAAAAAGAAAAAAUUCCAAGCAGUAAAACUUUAUUUUAUUUUUAAGAUACUAAGCUUGAAAAUGCUAAUAAGGGGAGAAGGGCUAUAUAUGAUCUAGCUGUUAUUUCUAGGCACUCCAUCCACAUGACACCACUCCUUACAAGGACUACCAGUGACAAAGAUCAGUAUGCAAAGCAUAUAAGUUAGCCAUCCUUCUUGCACUAAGCAUCAGAAGACUUGAAAAUCUUUUUUAAAAGGAAGCAUCUCAUUUUAAAGAAUACAACUCAAAGUAUUAAAUCAGUAAAACCAGGACUCUAAAAGUUUUCAUCAGUGAAACUUUCUAUCUCGUUUUCUUCCAUGUGAACUUGUUUUCUGCUAUAUUUAAAGUCUUUCUUUCACAGUCUUUUCAUAGAGCUUCUGCUAGAUCUAGAGCCCUGCUUGAGUGCCUCUCCAGAAACAGGAUGUGAUUCUCAUGUACUGUCUUGAGAAUCCCCCAGUGGAAUCAUGCAACUCUGCGCGUUUGUACUCAAAAACAUUACUGACUGAGUGAAGCAACCUCCCAUUUUCGUAUUGCUACCAAGGACCAGCAGGGAGAAAUGUCCUCUCCCCAGCAGUGAAUUCUGUUAUGCAAUUUACACUUGAUGCUCAGGCCUGCUGAAACUGAGGCUGACCUGUAACCACAGCCUCCAAGGAAUGAAUUCUUCAGUUCAUGUGCUAGUACAUGGGAAUGGGUGUGAAGCCAACUGAAGCAUUUUAUUAACAUCCUGGUUCUUUUCUACGACCAUAUCUCAUUAUCCUCAUUCUAUACAGCCACUAUUACUACUUCGCUCACAUUGCACUUUUUGGAGAAAAGUUAAAAAGUUAUAAGGAGAAAAUGAUUAAAAUUUUUGUCACUGUGUUCACAGACUUUUUGCAGAAAAAUCUUUAAGACUUUAUCCACAACAAAAGGAAUAACCUUCUCCUUUACCCCCCACCCCCACCCCCAAAAAAAUAUUUGGCAACUUUUGUGUUUACAUUUAAAAAUC
Molecule: messenger RNA, 3169 nt
Organism: Molossus molossus (Pallas's mastiff bat)
Lineage: Eukaryota; Metazoa; Chordata; Mammalia; Chiroptera; Molossidae
Gene: KLHL20
Product: kelch like family member 20
Exons: 12
Coding region: 77-1906 (609 amino acids)
Molecular function (GO): protein binding
Source: RefSeq, a predicted model, not a curated record